Molecule: messenger RNA, 1258 nt
Organism: Podarcis raffonei (Aeolian wall lizard)
Lineage: Eukaryota; Metazoa; Chordata; Lepidosauria; Squamata; Lacertidae
Gene: NUDT5
Product: nudix hydrolase 5
Exons: 11
Coding region: 374-1021 (215 amino acids)
Biological process (GO): ribose phosphate metabolic process; nucleoside phosphate metabolic process
Cellular component (GO): nucleus
Molecular function (GO): ADP-ribose diphosphatase activity
Source: RefSeq, a predicted model, not a curated record
CGCCCGGCCGACGUGCUGCUCCCCCGGCGCCGCGCGCCAGCCAGUCAGAAGCGCGGGAUUGGAGGAGGCGCUUCCCCCGCCCGGCGGGCUCUGAGGGUUGACUUGUUAAUUUAGAAUGAAAAGAAUGAAUGGUCUGACUUGAUCCUGAGGGCAAAUAUUGACUCUGGUUUGUAGUUAGGUGGACUUUGUGCUUGAGGUGACAGACCAACAUCACUGAAAAUGGAAAAGGAAGCAUCUGCUGAAGCUCGGAAAACCACCCAAGAAUCUAUAGUUAAAGAAGAGUGUCUCAUUCUAAAGUCAUGAAGGAUUGCUGUGGCUCAAUGGCUUCCUUCCAUUCCACACCUGCUCUGUCAAUAGAUAAAGCAUUAGUGUGAUGUCCUUGGGGUCCUACAAUAAAGCCCUGGCUUCUAUGGGUCACUGGACGAUUGCAGAAAGAAAAUGGGUGAAGCUUGAGCAGACAACUUACAUUGACCCUGAAGGUCAAACAAGAGUAUGGGAAUCUGUGAAGCGUACUACCAGAAAAGAGGGGGUUUCUGCUGAUGGUGUUGCUGUUAUUCCAGUGUUGCAAAGAACUCUUCACUAUGACUGUGUUGUCCUAGUGAAGCAAUUUAGGCCUCCCAUGGGAAACUACUGCUUGGAAUUCCCUGCAGGUCUAAUUGAUAGCAAUGAAACCCCAGAAAGUGCUGCUUUACGUGAGCUGGAGGAAGAAACAGGAUAUAAAGGGGAGAUCCUUGAAUGCUCUCCAGCUUUGUGCUUGGAUCCUGGAUUGACUAACUGUGCAUCACACAUUGCAACAGUCACCAUUAAUGGAGAUAUUCCUGCCAAUCUGAAGCCCAAACAAAAACCAGAGGAAGGAGAAUUUGUAGAAGUUGUUACACUACCAAAGAAUGAUUUAUUGCAGAGAAUUGAGGAGCUGGUGUCAGAGGAGCACAUGAUAGUCGAUGCAAAAGUAUAUGCUUAUGCCUUGGCACUGAGGCACGCAACAGAUCAGCCAUUCCAAGUGCCAUUUAUGAAAUUCUAAGACUGCUUAGUUGUUUGGAAGGAUGUUCCUCCAUUGAGCUAAGGCAGCAUUUCUUUCCUGUGACAGUCAACAAGCCGAAUGAAACAGUAAGCUUUUUAUAAAAAAAGAGAGGACAGUUUAUAGCAGUCUUAACUGGCCUGUUUGUUGAAAAGAAAGAAACAAUUUCACUUAAUUCAAUUUCUGUAUCCAAUUAACUGGAGAUUUCCUGAGAAAAAUAAAUCUCUUACUGCCUUCUGA